AUGGUCAAUAUCCUUGCUUCUGUCGGUGCUACCCUGACUGCCACCACGGCAGCCGACUUCGCCACGACCUUCCCCCGGGAAAUGGCCGACCUCAUCGAUCCCACCGCCGAUCUGUGCCAAGAUUUCUACCAGUACGCUGUGAUCGGGGCCAAGAACACGGACAUCGUCAAGGCGCUGAUCGCGACCAAAAAGCCUAAGGUGGCCGAGUUCUACAACGCGUGCAUGGACGUGGCCACCACCACGCCCAGGGGGCCGCCCCCCCACUCAAGACUUUACGGCCAUCUGCACCGCCACUCGAUCGAAGCCAUCCUCGGCAUCGCCGCCAAGUUGAGCAGCAAAGGCGUGGACGUGAUCGUCCAGCCGUACGUGAUGGCCAACCAGGGCGACGUCACGACCAACGCCCUGUACGCGUUCCAAGCAGACCUCCCAUUGGACCAGUCGUUUUUCGAGGACGCAGCCAAGUGGGCCACCAUCGAAGCGUCGUACCGCGAGUAUAUAUCGUCCCUGCUGACCCUUGCGGGUCAGUCGGCGACAGACGCCAAGGCGGUCGAGGACGUAAUCAUCACGUUCCAGAAGAAGUUUGCCAACGUGUUGCUGACCAAAGUCGAGCUCAUGGAGGCCGAAGUGACCAAGUACAACCCGCUAACGUACGCCGACGCGGCCAAAAAGUACCCGCUGACUGUGGGUCUGCAGCUCCAAGCGCAUGGGUUCAAUGUGUGCAAAGGGUGCUCCGCGGACAAGGUGGUGCUUUACGACCUCGAAUUCUUCGACCGCGCCCAGGUGUUGCUCAAGGCCAACCCUAUGGCCACGCUUAAGACAUUGGUCGAAUUCAUGCUGUUGCAUGUUAACUCGCCGCAGCUGUCGGCGGACUUCGUCAUGGCCAACCGGAAGCUGUUUGAGAAGAAGAUCAAGGGGGUGAUCACGCAGCCGUCGCGCGAACGAGUGUGUCGCACGCGUCCAUCGGGGUACUCCUGA
This is a messenger RNA of Aphanomyces astaci, 975 nucleotides long. RefSeq lists its product as hypothetical. The transcript is spliced from 2 exons. The record is from RefSeq and is a predicted model, not a curated record. Gene Ontology annotation, biological process: proteolysis. Bases 1 to 975 code for a protein of 324 amino acids. Gene Ontology annotation, molecular function: metalloendopeptidase activity. Lineage: Eukaryota; Oomycota; Saprolegniomycetes; Saprolegniales; Verrucalvaceae.